Molecule: messenger RNA, 495 nt
Organism: Phytophthora sojae
Lineage: Eukaryota; Oomycota; Peronosporomycetes; Peronosporales; Peronosporaceae
Exons: 1
Source: RefSeq, a predicted model, not a curated record
ACCUUCCUGCCGCUCGAGGAGCUCGAGCCCACGCUGACGGACGUGCUGGCCUUCAUCGACACGUUCGAGAGCGACUCCACGGCCUCCACGGCCAGCAGCAGCGACGACGGGAAGCUGCCACCGCCUCCGCCCGUGAGCUCCGUGGAGCGCCGGAAGACGCGCAAGGCCGCGGCCUCCCGCCGCUGCCAGCAGAAGAAACGGGCCGAACUUUUGGCCCUGCGCGCGCAGGUCACGGCGCUGGAGACCCGCCUGCAGGAGCUCCAAAAGAUCCAAAAUAAGAAUGUGGGUGGUAAAACUAUUUUGGGUCGCCGGCUGGAUAAGACCCAGAGGCUGAGGGUGGCCCAGGCCUGGCAGAACAUGGCGCAGCUCGAGCGCGAGCUCCGACUGCAGAGCGAGCAGAGGCACCGGCAGCUGCUGGACGUCGUGACCAAGCAGAGCCGAGUAGCUCGCGCUGUGAAGAACGUGCUGGACAAUGUGACCGCGGUGGUCCACAUC